AUGGCCGUCGCCGGCGCGCGGGCCUGCCUGCUCAUCCCCUCCUGCGAGCGUAACGGGGAGCGUAACGGGAGGGGUGCGAGCAAUGUCCCUGUCUUCCUCCUUGGCCUGCCUGCUCCUCUGUUUCCCGCCGACAGCGCCACGCCGCCCGCCGCCGCGCUGGACCGGCCGCAGGCCAACUCCGACUUCGCCUUUGCUUCGCGCUGGCACCUACGCGUCGCCCCGGAGCCGCCCCACCGCCCUCCUUCCUCGCGCUGGUGCUCCCAGGCCGUGCCACGCACCCUCGCCGCUUCCAGAGCCGCCGUACCGCCGCCACCUCAACGCCGCGGUGGCGAGCCCGCUGCAGUACCCCAGACCACCAAUUCGCGCGCGCUUGAGAACCCAGAGCACCGCAACCUUCUUUUCCCCCACUCCUUUGCCCGCUCGCUGCUCCGAAAACCCCAGAACGCUGCUGCCCCCUCCGUGGUUGCCGGCGAGCUCCGCUCGGCCGCCGCCGACCCCCUUCCACCCUCACCUGGCUCAAACCCGAGGCACCACGAGCUUCGCCUCGCUCCACUGAAGCUCCUAGGUCCGGCUUCUCCUCCCAAUCGCCACCAGAGCGCCGCCGCCAUCUACUUGAACGCCGGCAAGCAAGCCGCCGCCGCGAACCCACCAUUUCAGACCCGAUCCGCCCCCACAGACCCCGCCAUUAGCACCACACGAGUCCCUGUCUUCCUCCUUGGCCUGCCUGCUCCUCUGUUUCCCGCCGACAGCGCCACGCCGCCCGCCGCCGCGCUGGACCGGCCGCAGGCCAACUCCGACUUCGCCUUUGCUUCGCGCUGGCACCUACGCGUCGCCCCGGAGCCGCCCCACCGCCCUCCUUCCUCGCGCUGGUGCUCCCAGGCCGUGCCACGCACCCUCGCCGCUUCCAGAGCCGCCGUGCCGCCGCCACCUCAACGCCGCGGUGGCGAGCCCGCUGCAUGGAGGUCGGGUAAGUCUUCCUCCUACCUGCCCUACACCCCGAUGGACACAAACCGGGAGUGGCAUGAGGAGUGGUUCUACACCCGGAACCCGUGCAAGAGGGAAGAGGCGUUCCCGGCGUUCAACGAGAAACUUCCCUAG
Messenger RNA from Panicum virgatum (switchgrass), 1098 nucleotides. RefSeq names its product protein transport protein sec31-like. Lineage: Eukaryota; Viridiplantae; Streptophyta; Magnoliopsida; Poales; Poaceae. The record is from RefSeq and is a predicted model, not a curated record. Bases 1 to 1098 code for a protein of 365 amino acids. The transcript is spliced from 4 exons.